AUGAGACGAGCUCGAGGAGCAAGGGCUGAGAGGCCAUGGCGCGGACGUGGGAGGCACCAAGAAAGAGACACCAUUGAUCGUAAUAUGGGAUCCAUCAAGUUGACCAUUCCUCCGUUCCAAGGCAAGAGCGAUCCCGAUGUGUACAUCGAAUGGGAAAGGAAGGUUGAGUUAGUUUUUGAUUGUCACAAGUACUCCGAGGAGAAGAAGGUGAAGCUUGCAGCUGUGGCAUUCACCGACUAUGCCAUAGUUUGGUGGGAUCAAUUGACGGUGAGUAGACGCCGAAAUGGGGAGCGACCUAUUGACAAUUGGGAGGGCAUGAAAGCUGUCAUGCGGAGGAGGUUUGUCCCAUCCCAUUACUACCGGAAUUUAUACUUGAAGCUGCAGAAUCUUAAGCAAGGGUCUAAGACCGUGGAGGAGUACCACAAGGAGAUGGAGAUUGCCAUGAUUCGCGCCAAUGUUGAGGAGGAUCGAGAGGCAACCAUGGCUCGGUUCAUUAGUGGACUUAAUCGGGAGAUUGCCAAUAUUGUGGAGCUGCACCAUUAUGUGGAGCUUGAAGAAUUGGUACACAUGGCUAUGAAGGUUGAGAGGCAGCUCAAGAAGGGGGGACGAACGUCAUCCAGAUUCGAAUCCUCUAAUUCGAAUUCAAAGUGGACUUCCAAGUUUGAAGGGGCUGGACCUAAAUGGGCUGGUUCAAAGCAAGAGGAGAAGGCUAAGGGAGACAAGCCCGCAACCAAGCCAUCAUAUGAUUCUAAGGAGAGGGGUAACUCUUCUUCCCAACCUCAAAGAAACCGUGAUGUAAAGUGCUUUCGUUGUUUGGGUUCUGGUCAUUAUGCUUCUCAAUGCUCGAACAAGAGAGCCAUGAUUAUGUUAGAUAAUGGGGAGAUUGAAAGUGCGGAUGAGCAUGUGAGUGACGCGGACUCCAUACCAUCACUUGAAGAUGCCGAUGAUGUGGAGCAUGCUGUAUCGGGUCAAACUCUUGUUGUUUUGAGAGCUCUACAUGUGCAAGCCAAAGAAGAUGGUGAUGAGCUACAAAGAGAGAACAUUUUCUACACUCGAUGCCACGUGAAGGAUCGAGUAUGUGGACUGAUUAUUGAUGGAGGAAGCACUGUGAAUGUGGCAAGCAAGCUAAUGGUGGAGAAGCUUGGUUUGAGCACUCAAAAGCAUCCGAGGCCAUAUAGGCUUCAGUGGCUGAAUGAGAGUGGUGAAUUGAAGGUGACAAAACAAGUGUUGAUCUCAUUUUCUAUUGGGAAGUACCAUGAUGAAGUUUUGUGUGAUGUAGUUCCUAUGAUAGCCAGCCAUUUCUUACUCGGAAGGCCAUGGCAAUUUGAUCGAAGGACUACACAUGACGGGUACAAGAAUCGGUAUAGCUUCAUCAAGGAUGGUCGAAACAUGACACUUGCCCCGCUGCCACCACAUCAAGUGUUCGAAGAGCAACUCCAAAUCAAGAAGUCCAGUGCUGAGAGUUCAAAAGAAAGUAAGAGAGAGUUUGAUGAUGUGUUUCCUGAGGAGAUGCCACCGGGAUUGCCACCAAUCCGUGGGAUCGAACAUCAAAUUGAUUUCAUCCCGGGAGCACCCAUUCCAAACCGGCCAGCAUAUCGGUGUAGUCCCGAAGAAGCAAAAGAACUCCAAAAGCAAGUUGAUGAGCUGCUGACCAAGGGCUAUGUUCGAGAGAGCAUGAAUCCAUGCUUUGUGCCCGUGUUGCUUGUUCCAAAGAAAGAUGGCACAUGGAGAAUGUGUGUGGAUUGUCGAGCUGUGAAUAAGAUAACGAGUGGAUACCAUCAAAUUCGCAUGAAAGAAGGAGAUGAGUGGAAAACAGCAUUUAAAACCAAGAGUGGAUUGUAUGAGUGCAAAACUGAGCAUGAUCAUAUGGAUCAUUUGAGGUGUGUUCUUGAGGUGCUGAGGCAUGAGAAGUUGUAUGCUAACCUUAAGAAGUGUGAAAUUUUCUUGGAAAGUGUUGUUUUUCUUGGUUUUGUCGUAAGUUCCAAGGGUGUGGAAGUGGAUGAAGAGAAGGUGAAUGCAAUCCGGGAAUGGCCUACACCCACUACCAUUGCUGAGGUCCGAAGCUUCCAUGGCCUUGCUGGAUUCUAUCGAAGAUUUGUGCGCAAUUUUAGCACCAUAGCUGCUCCUUUGACCGAGAUCAUCAAGAAGGAAGUUGGCUUUAGAUGGGGCAAGGAGCAAGAGAAGGUGCCGUCCUUAUGCAAGAGAAGAGGUCUAUUGCUUACUUCAGUGAUAAGCUCAACGAGGCUGCGUUGA
Punica granatum (pomegranate) is the source of this 2253-nucleotide messenger RNA. NCBI's taxonomy places the organism in Eukaryota, Viridiplantae, Streptophyta, Magnoliopsida, Myrtales, Lythraceae. The record is from RefSeq and is a predicted model, not a curated record.